CCGAAAAAGUGGCUUCCCUCAGUGUGACAGUCAAUUCUUGACCUUGCGCAUUGCUUACCUUUUCCAAAAACCGCAACGUCCUUGACACUUUUUUCAGUAAAAAAAAAACUAUCGCCAUGGCAGGUCCUAAAUUAGAAGUGGUCAAGUUUGGUUUUUAUGUAUUUUUCCCUGUGGGUGUCAUGCUGUACUUUGGCGGACCCGACUUUUACGAUAAAUAUGUAAAGGGCCUCAAAUUCUGGCCCGAUUACGAUACAACCUAUCAACCUCCAAAGACAUCGGAAGAGGUCCGCGGAGCCCUCGACAGAAUGAAGGCUGAACGGGAAGAACGAUGGAGAAAAGCAUAUCAAGCAAGACAACAACAACAGCAAUCGGAAACCCAGAACAAUGAGAAAUCACUAUGAGACAGAGACUAACGGUUGAUACUGACAGCUCAGACAUUUUUUUC
Radiomyces spectabilis is the source of this 445-nucleotide messenger RNA. RefSeq lists its product as uncharacterized. The coding region runs from base 117 to 401 and encodes 94 amino acids. The transcript has 3 exons. Gene Ontology annotation, biological process: mitochondrial respiratory chain complex IV assembly. Gene Ontology annotation, cellular component: mitochondrion; mitochondrial inner membrane. The record is from RefSeq and is a predicted model, not a curated record. NCBI's taxonomy places the organism in Eukaryota, Fungi, Mucoromycota, Mucoromycetes, Mucorales, Radiomycetaceae.